AUGGAUUCUCCUCGCGAGUCUGGGGGCGACACUGGCAAGUCUGCCGCAAACCCAGUCGGGUUUCGUCCACAGAACGGUGGUGUUAUCAAGGUGCAGCCACCGCGACGGGAGGACUUGCAACCCUCUUACGCGCAAACUCUACAAGACAAUCAGGAGGACGUUCAUGGCUGGUAUGGUUCUAUGAUCAGUACCUUGGGAGAUUGCAUCGGUUGCCUGGGCGCCAUUCCGUGCUGCAUCAUCUGUCCCAAUCCCUACAAGCCUGUCUCGCAAGGAAACGUCGGUCUGGUCACCAAGUUUGGUCGUUUCGCGCGCGCCGUCGAUCCCGGUUUGGUGAAAGUCAAUCCUCUUUCCGAACGCCUCAUUCAGGUUGAUGUGAAGAUACAAAUCGUUGAGGUGCCUCGACAGGUCUGUAUGACCAAAGACAACGUCACAUUAAAUUUGACUUCAGUCAUUUACUACCACAUUACGUCUCCCCACAAAGCCGCCUUUGGGAUCUCCAAUAUUCGUCAGGCCUUGGUGGAACGUACUCAGACCACCCUUCGUCACGUGGUGGGUGCCCGCGUGCUUCAGGAUGUGAUUGAACGACGUGAAGAAAUCGCUCAGUCCAUUGGAGAGAUCAUUGAGGAAGUUGCCGCCGGCUGGGGUGUCCAGGUCGAAUCCAUGCUCAUCAAGGACAUCAUCUUCAGCAACGAUCUCCAAGACUCGUUGUCGAUGGCGGCUCAAUCUAAGAGAAUCGGUGAAUCCAAGGUCAUCGCUGCGCGUGCAGAGGUUGAAUCGGCCAAACUUAUGAGACAAGCGGCCGAUAUUUUGAGCUCUGCACCUGCUAUGCAGAUCCGGUAUCUCGAGGCCAUGCAAGCCAUGGCCAAGACGGCCAAUAGCAAGGUCAUUUUCUUACCAGCAGCCAACCAGACCAUACCCACAGACAUGAACUCCAUGCUGCAAAACCAGACCACUGGCGAGGGUAGUGGUUACAAUUCCAAGUCCAACACUGGCAAUGCUUUCAACAUGGACAGCAACGACGGCUUCCAGCAGGCCAUGAACGCCCGAGUUAUCGAAAACAUCUAA
Messenger RNA from Fonsecaea nubica, 1065 nucleotides. RefSeq lists its product as hypothetical. The record is from RefSeq and is a predicted model, not a curated record. Lineage: Eukaryota; Fungi; Ascomycota; Eurotiomycetes; Chaetothyriales; Herpotrichiellaceae. Gene Ontology annotation, cellular component: plasma membrane. The transcript has 2 exons. The coding region runs from base 1 to 1065 and encodes 354 amino acids.